Molecule: messenger RNA, 1520 nt
Organism: Electrophorus electricus (electric eel)
Lineage: Eukaryota; Metazoa; Chordata; Actinopteri; Gymnotiformes; Gymnotidae
Gene: cd2bp2
Product: CD2 (cytoplasmic tail) binding protein 2
Cellular component (GO): U5 snRNP
Molecular function (GO): protein binding
Source: RefSeq, a predicted model, not a curated record
ACCAAAAACGAAGCGGCGCAUGUAUGACGUUACUUCCGCUGAAAAGUUGAAUGGCGCAGAGGGAAUAGCAACAAGCACACACAGCUCUUAUCGGUUACCAGAGGCUAACGGUGUUGACGUGAGCUGAAUCCAAACCAGUACAAGGCAAAGGUAGUCAAAAAAGGAAUGUCAAAACGGAAAGUCACAUUUGAGGACGGGGAUGGGGAGCUUAGCUUGGACGACGACGUGCCGAAAAAGAAGAUGUAUGAUGAGGUGAGUGGGCCAGGAUCCAGGUUUAAGGAGAAACACUCACUAGAUAGUGAUGAGGAAGAUGAGGGAGAGGAUGGAGAGAAGAACAGCAAGUACAACAUACUUGCCAGCGAUGACGUAGAAGGUCAGGAAAUGGCAACCAUUGAUUAUGAUGAAGGCGUGGCCAUCACACCCUUCAAUUUGCAUGAAGAGAUGCAAGAAGGCCAUUUUGACUCAGAGGGCAACUACUUCAUCAAGAAGGAAGAAAACAUCAGGGACAACUGGCUAGAUAAUAUUGACUGGGUGAAGAUAAAAGAGCAGCAAGUGAAAAAGAAGAAAAAGGGUCUUGGAGCCAAGAGGCGGCGCAGACCUGGCGACGAGGACGAGGCUGAGGAAGAGAGGCAGCGUGAGGAGAGGCAGGGCGACGACGACGACGAUGAUGAAGAGGAGGAAGAGGAGCCGCAGGAAGACCCGCUGGCCAAGUACAACCAUCAUCAACUAAUCGAAGCAGUCGUCGGCCUGCUGUUGCCUGGAGAGACCGUCUCCACGGCUCUCCGCAGGCUUGGGGGCCUCGGGGGUCAGAAGAAAAAAGGACGGCUGAGGGAGCAAGGGGAAGCGGGGCAAGAGGCGGAGAAAGGGGAGGAGCCAAACAGAGACACUGAGAAGCUGGAGAGGCUGACGGCCUUGGCAGACAGACUGGUGGGUGCCGGGGAGUACGAAAUCUACCAGCAGACCUACGAAAAACUGGCCUACAAACUAAAGGGGAUGCAGCAGAGACAGGUAGCGAAGCCUCGGGCCAAGAAGGAGGAAGACGAGGAUGAGCUGGAUAUGUUUGCUGACCAGUUUGAUGAGCAACAUGGCAGGGGGAAGGGAGACGAGGAGGAGGAGGAGGACGAGAGCAGAGUGAGUGAUGAGGUCAUGUGGGAGUAUAAAUGGGAGAACAAGGAGAACUCUGAGCUCUAUGGACCCUUCAGUAGCCAGCAGAUGCAGGAGUGGGUUGAGCAGGGCUACUUCAAGGAUGGCGUAUACUGCAGGAGGAUUGACCAGGAAGGUGCACAGUUCUACAACUCCAAGAGACUGGACUUCGAACUAUAUACGUGAUGUGAUCAUGUUUUGAGACUCUUUUUCCACACCUGUUAUCUCUAAGAGAGUUUUACCGAAUUGGCAUUUGUUGAAUUGGCAUGUUUCUCAUAAAUUCACCCAUGUAGGAAACCACGAUUAAGUGCUUGUUCUCAAACCAUUUGAUAUAUGAUCCUGUGCUUUGUUUUAAAAUAAAGGCUUUGGUGACUAUC